Molecule: messenger RNA, 903 nt
Organism: Menidia menidia (Atlantic silverside)
Lineage: Eukaryota; Metazoa; Chordata; Actinopteri; Atheriniformes; Atherinopsidae
Source: the annotation of a GenBank genome assembly
AUGGUGCAGAAGUCCCGCAACGGCGGGGUCUUCCCCGGGGCGCAGGCCGACCAGAAGAAGCUGAAGGUGGGCUUCGUGGGCCUGGAGGCCGGGGGCAGCGAGUCCAGCCGGGACGGCGCGCUGCUCAUCGCAGGGAAGAAGCCCCCCAAACGGAACGCCGUCUACAGGCGGCUGCAGAACUUCCUGUACAACGUCCUGGAGAGACCUCGAGGAUGGGCCUUCAUCUACCACGCCUACGUGUUCCUGCUGGUGUUCUCCUGCCUGGUUCUGUCCGAGGUGGUGACCAUCGUGGUGUUCGGGGUGGAGUACAUGGUGAGGAUCUGGGCCGCGGGGUGCUGCUGCCGCUACCGCGGGUGGAGGGGAAGACUCAAGUUCGCCAGGAAGCCAUUUUGUGUCAUCGACAUCAUGGUCCUGAUCGCCUCCAUCUCGGUGCUGGCGGCGGGGACCCAGGGGAACGUGUUCGCCACGUCGGCCAUCAGAUCGCUGCGUUUCCUCGUUUAUUUGGCCGAGAAAGAAGACAACGAACAGUUUGAGACCUACGCUGACGCCCUCUGGUGGGGACUGAUCACCUUGACAACGAUUGGCUACGGAGACAAGUUCCCGGUCACCUGGAACGGCCGGAAGAAGCCCCCCAAACGAAACGCCGUCUACAGACGGCUGCAGAACUUCCUGUACAACGUCCUGGAGAGACCUCGAGGAUGGGCCUUCAUCUACCACGCCUACGUGAUCUGCAGGAACCGCAGCGAUCUGAUGGCCGACGUGGCGAACACGUUCCCCUGGGUCCCCGCCGCCAGCACCGAGAUGGAGGCGAUCAGGACCAUGAUCUGGAAGGAACCAGCAGCUCCCAACCUAAAGAACCUUCAGCAGCCUCAGCAGCAAAGAACUGCACCCAAAAACUUUUAG